UAGAAACUAUCGCUACGAAAAGGCUCUCAUGUUGAGAAAAGCAAAAAUAUCCACAAAGAAUCAAUAGCAAUUUCAUUCACUAUUAAUUGUUUAUUUUCCACAAAUUUCUCCUCUUCUGAUUUUGUUCUCUCUUCUCACUAUAUUUAAUCAUAAUUCUCUCUCUCUCUCUAAAUGUAAAUUUUUCUCGCAAUCACAUUGUUCUAAAAUAAGAAAUUAAUAAAGAAGACAUAGAGAAAAUUGCCACUUUUCAGCAUUAAGUUUUCUCCUUCCGUUUCUCUCUCUCUCUUUCUUCCCAACAUAAUAUCGUGCAAAUCCCCUUCUUCAGAGGCACAAAAAUUACACAAUUAAACUUGACAUUUUCUUUAAGCGAAAAUUCUCUGACCUAUCAAAAAAUAUACAUUCAUAUCAAUAUAUCAAAAAUAAAAAAGUCUCUCACAAGAAUUAUACAUCAACAAAGUAAACCGUGACUUCCUUCGUGAUUAUUCGUGAUUGUGUGUGUGUGUCCCUAAAGUGAAAGAGUUCUCGUGAUAAAAGGGUGGAAAGGAAAUUAAAGAGAUGUCUUCUAUGAUAAAAUGUUGCUUCGAACCCAUCGAGCUGCCGGAAUUCCUCGAUUCCGCCGCCCAGCGAUGCACUGCUCCCGGAUGCUGCUGUGGCUGUUGCUCGGCGCUUCGUCCUCGAUACAAGCGCUUGGUGGACAACAUCUUUCCCGUGAAUCCGGAGGAUGGCUUAGUGAAAUCUAACAUGGAGAAGCUCACGUUCUACUCACUGAGCUCUCCCGAGAAGUUGGACAGGAUCGGAGAGUAUCUGUACUCGAAGGCGGCGAAGGACAUCCACAGGAAGCGAUACAAGCUUGUGGAGAUCGCCAUGGAGGCAAUGGACCUUCUGCUGAUGGCGUGUCACGUGCAGACGUUGAAUCUCUUCGUGGAGUCAUUUCUGAAGAUGGUGCAGAAGCUCCUGGAGGACACGAAUGCGAAUCUGCAGAUAAUGGCGACGAACUCCUUCGUGAGAUUCGCCAACAUUGAGGAGGACACGCCAUCCUACCAUCGUCGCUAUGACUUCUUCAUCUCCAAGUUCUCCUCCAUGUGUCACGGCAAUCAUGACAAUAUCGAGCUGCGCGACAGCAUCCGCAUGGCGGGCAUCAAGGGGCUUCAGGGCGUCAUCCGGAAGACUGUGUCUGACGAUCUGGUGGAGAACAUCUGGGAGAAGCAGCACAUGGACAAGAUUGUACCCUCGCUGCUCUUCAACAUGCAGUCCGGGCCGCUGCGCUCCAUCGAGGAGGCCACGCCUUCGUCGCCGCCGGAACUGGCAGAGGCCGUGCUGCGAGAGCUCGUCAGUCGCGCUUCCUUCGCGCACAUCCGGAGUGUGCUGAAGCCGCUGCUGACGCACCUGGACAGACACGAGUUGUGGGUGCCGAACCAGUUCGCCAUUCACACCUUCCGCAUCGUGAUGCUGUCCAUUCAGCCGCAGUAUUCCUACACGGUGGUGGAGAUUCUGAUGCAGCAUCUGGACACGAAUCUGCUGUCCUCGCCGAAGACGCGCACGUCGCUGGCUGUCGUGCUGUCGAAGAUCAUCGCCAUUGCGGCGGGUGAGAGCGUUGGGCCGUCCGCUCUGGACAUCAUCAACAAUCUGCUGACGCACCUGCGGACCAGCGUGGGCACCAGCGAGGAUCCGCCGCCCGAGGAAGCGCACUACCAGGAGGCGCUGAUCAACGCUCUGGGAGAGUUCGCCAAUCACCAUCCCGACUACCAGAAGAUCGAGAUCAUGCUGUUCAUCAUGAACACCGUGCCGGAUCUGUCGAAGAAGAGCCACGCAGACCAGAUGCUGCAGAACAUCCUGCUGAAGAGUCUGCUGAAAGUGGGCAUGCAGUAUCGCACGGUGUCGUACGAGAAGGCCUUCCCGGUGUCCUUCCUGCAGCCUCUGCUCCGCAUGGCGCGCUCCACGCACGCGCCCACGCGCAUCAUCGUGAUGCAGAUCCUGCAGGCGCUGCUGGACAGACACCAAAAUCAGGCCGUGCUGCACGUCGUCUCGGCCAGAACGUACACGGCGCUCUCGCUGGAGUCGCCGUCCAGGGCGGACAUUCUCUUCAUGCACAAGUACGGCGGCAAUGUGAUGCGCGCCCUGGUGGACGCGCUGUCGCUGGACGAGCGAUUGGACUCCCUCACGGCGGCCUACAACGCCGCAGCGCUGCUGGUGGUGGAGACGGCGUGUGGCGACACGCUGCAGGAGUUCCUUCUCUUUGUGAUGGGCGUGCAGGUGAGCGCCACGGACACGGAGGGGCUCAGCGCCUCCCACAGGGCCAAUCUGCACUCCAUCGCGGUGGCGCUCCUGGCGCUGCUGGCCAGGUGCACAGGCGUCAACACGCUGAUGGAGUACUGCGACAAGAUAAUUGAGGCGCGCAAGGAGGAGGCGCGGCAUAUGCUUCCGCCGCUGGACGAUCCUUCCUUCUCACUGGAUCAGCUGACCACAAAUCUUCCGCAUCUGCUGAUGGACAAGCUGGCGCUCGCCGAGGCGCUACAGCUGGCUGGUUUGGAGUUCUCACGCGUGCAGACGGGUGAGCCGUUCGCAAUUCACCAGGAGGACACCUUUGCCCACCGGCCGUCCUGGGUGGAGGCCACGCGUGCCGCCAGCAAUCCCGACUUGGGUGCCUUCAAUGACGCCGACAGCGUGACGAGCUCACCCGAUGUUCAGCGUCGCGCGCUGCCGGCUGAGCUGAACUUCGAGGCGAUGAAGCGACUGCUGGCCGAGUCCUCGGACAGCGCCAAGCGCGAGGCGAAAGAGCGCAAGGCGCACAUGGCCAAGUACUUCCGCGAGGCGAACUUCGACGAGCUGGUUAGGCGCUCCGAGACGCGUCACGACGCCAUCCAGAACAAGCUCAACGAGUUGUUCACGUCGCUGACGAAUGAGCGGCAGAUUGCUCAGAAUGAGGGCAAAGCGGCGCCCGGAGGACAGAAGAAGAUCUACGAGGAAGCCUUCCCAGAGCUGUUCUUCUUCUAGAGAGCGAAUCCAGCGAGUGAUGCUUAAUCGGU
Phlebotomus argentipes is the source of this 3026-nucleotide messenger RNA. RefSeq names its product protein EFR3 homolog cmp44E (gene stmA). Gene Ontology annotation, cellular component: plasma membrane. The transcript is spliced from 4 exons. Gene Ontology annotation, biological process: protein localization to plasma membrane. Bases 556 to 2994 code for a protein of 812 amino acids. The record is from RefSeq and is a predicted model, not a curated record. NCBI's taxonomy places the organism in Eukaryota, Metazoa, Arthropoda, Insecta, Diptera, Psychodidae.